Myotis davidii is the source of this 3445-nucleotide messenger RNA. It is a transcript of the gene CDC14A, whose product is annotated as cell division cycle 14A. Gene Ontology annotation, molecular function: protein serine/threonine phosphatase activity; protein tyrosine/serine/threonine phosphatase activity. The record is from RefSeq and is a predicted model, not a curated record. The transcript has 17 exons. Gene Ontology annotation, biological process: positive regulation of cytokinesis; cilium assembly; microtubule cytoskeleton organization. Bases 214 to 1671 code for a protein of 485 amino acids. NCBI's taxonomy places the organism in Eukaryota, Metazoa, Chordata, Mammalia, Chiroptera, Vespertilionidae. Gene Ontology annotation, cellular component: mitotic spindle; centrosome; spindle pole.
CGGUAUGCGCAGAGGAAACCAGUUCGAGGUGUUCUGAGCUCGGAGGUAGCGCGUCUGCUUUCAGGGGUCACGGUCCAGACGGAGGGAGAUCGUUUAUAUUUUGCUACUUUGAGGAAUAGACCAAAAAGCACAGUCCAUAUCCACUAUUUCUCCAUCGAUGAGGAGCUGGUCUAUGAAAAUUUCUAUGCAGAUUUCGGACCUCUGAACUUGGCAAUGGUGUACAGAUACUGCUGUAAGCUGAACAAGAAACUGAAAUCAUACAGUUUAUCAAGAAAGAAAAUAGUGCAUUACACCUGCUUCGACCAGCGGAAAAGAGCAAACGCAGCAUUUUUGAUAGGUGCUUAUGCCGUCAUCUAUUUGAAGAAGACUCCGGAAGAGGCCUACCGAGCGCUCCUGUCCGGCUCCAACCCCCCCUACCUUCCGUUCAGGGAUGCUUCCUUCGGAAACUGCACGUACAACCUCACCAUCCUCGACUGUUUGCAGGGCAUCAGAAAGGGAUUGCAGCACGGAUUUUUCGACUUUGAGACUUUCGACGUGGAUGAGUACGAACACUACGAGCGAGUUGAAAAUGGUGACUUCAACUGGAUCGUUCCGGGGAAAUUCUUAGCAUUUAGUGGACCGCAUCCAAAAAGCAAAAUUGAAAACGGUUACCCCCUCCACGCCCCCGAGGCCUACUUCCCUUACUUCAAAAAGCACAACGUGACGGCCAUCGUGAGGCUGAACAAGAAGAUCUACGAGGCCAAGCGCUUCACGGACGCGGGCUUCGAGCACUACGACCUCUUCUUCAUCGACGGCAGCACGCCCUGCGACAACAUCGUGCGCAGGUUCCUGAACAUCUGCGAGAACACGGAGGGGGCCAUCGCCGUCCACUGCAAAGCCGGCCUGGGCAGGACGGGGACGCUGAUCGCCUGCUAUGUCAUGAAGCACUACAGGUUCACGCACGCCGAGGUCAUCUCCUGGAUCCGGAUAUGCCGGCCCGGCUCCAUCAUCGGGCCCCAGCAGCACUUCCUGGAAGAAAAACAAGCAUCGUUAUGGGUCCAAGGAGACCUUUUUCGAUCCAAAUUGAAAAAUAGACCGUCCAGCGAAGAAAGUAUUAAUAAAAUUCUUUCGAACUUGGAUGACAUGUCUAUAGGUGGAAACUUAUCCAAAAUACAGAACGUGGAGCGAUUUGGAGAGAACAACUUAGAAGAGGAUGAGGAUGUGGAAAUGAAGAACAGCAUAACCCAGGGAGACAAACUCCGUGCCUUAAAGAGCCAGCGCCAGCCACGCUCCUCGCCGCCCUACGCCUUCAGGUUGGACGAUAUGAAAGGGCACCCGAGGGCAGUGGUGUGCCAGCCUUUCAGACUGGCUUCUUCCUCACAAGGAUCUGUGUCUGCUCUGAAGAUAUGCAAACUGGCUUCGUCCCCGUCCGCCACGGCCAAGCGGAUCACCAGGGGCACCUUGGCCUCGGGCGCCAGUGGGAGAAGCUUCUCCGUGAACUCGCGGCUGGCCAGCUCCCUGGGGAACCUGAGCGCGGCCGCGGAGGACCCCGACAGCAGGAAGACCCCGGCCUGCAAGGGGCCCCCCGCCGCCCCCAGCCCCCGGGCCUCCGUCACCGGCCUGUCCUCCUCCUCGGCCCGGUUCCUGAGCCGGUCCAUCCCCUCCCUUCAGUCUGAGUAUGUUCAUUACUAAGGCCCUGCCGUCGGGACCGCUGCUCUUAGCGCCACUGCUGCACCGGGACCAGCGCCAGGACCGGCUGCGGCACACGGAUACCUCCGCCGUCCUCCCUCUCGUUAAAGCGACCUUCAGGGGACCGGCCGCCGGCCCAGACCGCGCACAGGCACUGAGGCUGUGCGACCCCCACUUCUGAAGACCGUUUUAACUGGGCUCGGUGAUUUCGAAGGGUUAUUUUUCAUGUACUGCGGGAAUCCUUUCUUAUUACAUGUACCUGUACAGUGUCACAUGAUGUAUGUAUUGUGAACGUAAAAAGCCUAUUUUGAUAAAUUUAUAAAUAUUUACAAUGAUGGAAAAGCUAGACUAUAUUUUGACUUAGGUUUUCUUGCUCUUUGCUACCAAAAAAAGAACUCAUUUGUAUUUUGAAUUUGUGCAGCACGCUGUUCAGUACGAUGAGCCGCCACCCUCUGGGGGGGAAGGCCCGAGGGAGGCCCGUUCGGAGAGGGGCUGUUCCCCGGAAUGUGGCCGGCAGGCCCUCCUUUCGGGGGAGUCGGCCCAAGGUCAGGAGCUGCCCAGGUUCCUCUCCCGGACAGCCUCAGCCUCCGGCCUGGCUCCGGACGCGUUUUCCCUUUGUUUUUGUUGCUGAGCCGCUUAGUUUUGCACCCUCGGGGCUUUCUGGACACUGAGCACCUCGCCGCCCGCACUCGCUGGGUGUUGCUCCCGAGAGGGCUCCCCCCCGAGAAAGGACUCAGGGCUCCCAAGCUAGGAGGAUGGCUGCUCUGGGUACAAGGCAGCGCUGGGGCCCGUGAUCGCACGUGGCCAGGCACCAGUGUCCAAAUCCAGGAAGAGAAACAGUGGGAAAGGAUGCUGCUGGGUCGUUCUCUGUGUUUCAGAGAGAAGGGGCCCUGGGCUCGCAGCUGGCCUGGGAGGACCCCCCACCCAGGGGCCCUGGGCUCGCAGCUGGCAUAGGAGGACCCCACAGGGGCCUCGCUCGGAGGUCUGCGGGCUCAUUUCCUGGGGAGUCGGGGCCUGCCUCCCGAUUCCCCGUUGCGCACCCAUUGAGUUAUUUAUAGUGUAUUUAUUAGGACGGGUACCUCCAGACUGUCACAUGCGCUUCAGCAAAACAUCUUGUUUGUUUUAUGUUUUACACUUUUAAACAGGCAUUUGAAUGAAUGUUUGACUCAGGUGGGUUAGCUUAACCUUCAAGAACGACAGUACCAAAUAAUUGCACUAAGUUGAUUUAAAAUAAAGAGAAUGUUUUUAGGGAUCACAAAUUAUGGAAUUAAAUUGUAUACUUUUUCUAAACCUGAAAUAGUGAAGUAUUUUAUUAUGAGUUAUUGUAUAAAAAAAAGAGAGACUGGUGAAUUGUACAGGCUGUUGAUAGUAUUUUUUUAAAAAAACUGAUCAGUGGGACACAAUCCAGGUGACAUCGGAGAAGUGGGAAAGGGAACCACAUUGACAUUUUAGUUCUGUGAACACUAGUUUGUGUGCAGCUAUGAAAAUGAUUGUAAAAUUGACUGCUGUAAAUUUCUCAUACGUAUGUGUGUAUGCUCGUCAUAUGUAUCUACAUGUGUACGUCUUAAAAAUUAUUAAUACACAUGUGCAUACAUAGACAAACCAAGAAGAGUAUGUAUAUAACAUAGAAAGUAUAUAGCAAAGUAAUUCUACUGCAAUAAAAAUUGUUUGACAUGUAUUUUGUUAUGAAUAGUUUACCUUCCAAAAGAUAUUCUGUUCUAUUUUAAAGUGUAGAAGGAUACACUGCUAAUAAAUAAUAAAAGUUUUAUGCCAUUCA